Molecule: messenger RNA, 10479 nt
Organism: Anguilla anguilla (European eel)
Lineage: Eukaryota; Metazoa; Chordata; Actinopteri; Anguilliformes; Anguillidae
Product: FRAS1-related extracellular matrix protein 2-like
Exons: 24
Coding region: 141-9578 (3145 amino acids)
Biological process (GO): cell communication
Cellular component (GO): membrane
Source: RefSeq, a predicted model, not a curated record
GCUUUGGAGAAUGCCGUGCACCCGCAGGAGAGUGUACGUGGGAUGUUUCUGCAUGCAGGCUGUUUACUGAUAACUUUUCUUCGCUUUGCCGGACUGUAUUCGCAUCUGCGUGGAGGCUCUUGACUCACACCACGGAUUCGAUGGGUAGAAGCGCGCGCCAGAAGCAACACAGGACUGCACUCGCGACCGCUAUGCUUUUCUGCAGACUUAUCAUCCUUGCUGCGUCUUUGACAGGCAGCGCGUCGGCGCAAGUUUUUGACAGCUAUGGAUUAUCGUACGCCCUGAGAUCGGAACUUUCAGAGGAUGCCAUUCUGGUGGCUAAUAACGGAAUACACGUGCCGUUCGGGAGGUCCGUUUAUAUUGAUCCGUUCAACGAUUUAGUUAUCCAAGUACAGCCAGGAGACAGAUGCAGCAUAACAGUUCUUGACAACGAUCCACUGUCGCAGAGACCGGGGUUGCUUUCUCCCAAAAAGUUUCCCUGUGAAUUCGGCCCUAAUGACGUGAAGUACUCACAUUUCGGCGCGAGGAGCCCUUCGAAGGACAGAGUGAAGUUGCAACUCAGGUAUGACACUCAAACCGAUACUGUAAUUAUUCCGUUCAUGAUAGAAGUCGAAGUCGUUUUCACCCAGCUGGAGGUAAUUACUAAAAAUAUGCCACUCACAGUGGAAAAACUGCUUGGAAACAGUAAUCCUAUUGACAAAAAGAUUUUAGAGUUCACCUUUGACAGAAAUUCACAGCAGUGCAAGGUGACAUCUUUAGCCAGUGGCAGUUCAUUGCCCAGAUACGGAAAACUUGUUGACGAUGACAGGCUGGGGAAAUCAAUAGACUGUGAUGAGUUCCUGAAGUCAGAUUUCCGCUACCAGCACACAUUCACUCUCAAGUCACCGAACAGAGAUUAUGUUCCAAUGAUUGUGGAAUUACAGGACAAAGAGGGCAACCUGCUUAAACACGAGCUCUUCCAGAUCAUGGUGCGGAUAAGGGAAGGGGGGGAGAACGCGGCCCCUAAGCCAAGCUUUGUGGCUAUGAUGAUGAUGGAGGUCGACCAGUUCGUCAUGACCGCCCUAACUCCUGACAUGCUGGCGGCGGAGGACGCAGAGUCCGACCUUGACGACUUAAUCUUCAACAUCACCUCCCCCCUGUCCUUUGAGGAGGGCUACAUCGUGAGCACCGACGACAGGAAUCUGCCCAUCACGUCUUUUUAUCAGGGCGACCUGAAGGAGCUAAAAAUAGCCUACAAGCCCCCCUCCGUGGACUCCGACACUGAGAGGAUUUUCCAGAUCGAGUUCGAGGUGGUGGACACGGACGGCGCCGUCUCCGACCCCUUUGCGUUCAUGAUCGUGGUGAAGCCCAUGAACUCGCUGGCGCCCGUGGUGACCCGGAACACGGGCCAGCUGCUGUACGAGGGCCAGUCCAGGCCGCUGUUCAGCGGCAACAACCUGCGGAUCAGCGACGAGGACAACCUGGACGACGUCCGGAUCGCCGUGAUCGACGGGCUGCGGCACGGCGAGCUCACCGUCCUGGGCUCCGGCAGGAAGUUCUUCACGGCCGCGGACCUGGACGCCGGCACCGUCAUCUACCAGCACGACGGCAGCGACACCUACAGCGACAACGUCGUCUUCAGGAUGACCGACGGCAGGAACGAGGUGGAGUUCCUGUUCCCCGUCACCGUGGUGCCGACGGACGACGAGCCCCCGAUCGUAAACGCCAACACCGGGCUGGUCUUGUUCAAGAACCAGAUGAUCCCCAUUUCCCCUCUGGUGCUCAGCGCCACCGACAUCGACUCGGAAGACUCCACCAUUGAGUUCACCAUCGAGCCGCCAUUUUCCGCCAUCGGGGAGGUGCUGCUGCGCCAGUCCGAAGCGCCCGAAGACCCCUCCUCCUGGAAGUUCAACGCAAACGAUCAGAUGUACGAGAAAGUAGUGACAGAGUGGCUCCAGCAGGACAUCACUGACAGGAAGCUGUUUUACCGCCACACGGGGCCCCACAUCACGGACAUAGUCACGGAUCAGUUUGCGUUCCGGGUUCAGGACGACAACGACCCUCCCAACCAAUCAGAAGAAAGCACCUUCGUCAUCAAGGUCCUCCCCAUUGACGACGUUCCGCCAGAGCUCUUCCCCGGCACCACGCUGCAUAUGACGGUGCACGAGUACCAGCUGACGCACUUCCGCAAACACCUCCUGCGCUACACCGACCUGGACUCGGAGGACCGCGACCUGAAGUACACCGUCGUCCAGCCACCGACCGACACGGACGAGAACAGCCCCGUCGUCCUGGGGUCGGUCGUUUUGACGGAAAGCCCCGACACCGAGGUGACCGAGUUCACCCAAGCGCAGGUCAACCAUCACAAAAUCGCGUACAACCCUCCUGACUUGGAGCUGGGGAUCACCGCCCAUGUGGUGCAGUUCCGUUACACCGUCGAAGACAAUGCUGGCAACAGCGUGGAGGGCACCUUCACCAUCUUCCUGAAGCCGGUGGACAACAAACCCCCCCAGAUUACCAACACCGGCUUCACCGUAUUUGAACGAGGGUCUCACAUCGUCACAAGCUCGGAACUGGAUACCGUCGACCCCGACACCGACAGCAAGCAGAUUUCCUUCGCUCUCAGCCAGCUCCCUCUUCACGGCCAGAUCCAGUACUCCUUCGCCGACCUGAGCAAAGGGGACGCGUUCAACCUGGACGACAUUUCCAGCGGCAAGAUCUCCUACAUGCACGACGGGGGCGAAUCCACCAGCGACGCCUUCCGGUUGGACGUCAGCGACGGCGUCCACGUGGUGACGGUCAACGUCAAGGUCGUCGUGAAGCCCGUGGACGACGAGACGCCCACCAUCAGCCUGCCGCCUGGCACCAUCGGGUCGUACAUAGACGUCCUGGAAAAUGGCGCUACCGAGAUCACAACCAGCACCCUCCAAGGCAGGGAUGAGGACACCGACGACCUCAUGCUGACCUUCAUUGUCGAAGAUCCGCCAGUCCUAGGGGAGAUCCUGGUGAAUGGGGUGCCCUCUGAUAGGUUUACCCAAGCUGACAUCAUUAACGGCCUGGUUGUGUACGCCCACACGAGCGGGGAGAUUGGCUUACUAACUAAGCUGGACUACUUCAACCUGACUCUCACGGACAUGUCCGAGGAGUGGACUGUAGGGGGCAACAAAGUGAACGGCGUCCGUGUUGAGGUCACGGUCCUCCCAGUGGACAGCCAGGCCCCAGUGGUCACCGUGGGCCCUCAGUUUGUCGUGGUGGAAGGGGAGAAGAACGUCAUCGAUAUCGGCCAAAUAAGUGCGGAGGACGCGGACACGCCCAACGACGACGUCCUGUGCACCAUCAUCGUGCAGCCCAGCUCCGGCUACGUGGAGAACAGCUCCCCUGCUCCAGGCUCGGAGAAGUCUCGCUCGGGGACGGCAGUCAGUGCUUUCACCAUCAAGGACAUCAGAGACAGUCACGUAAAUUAUGUGCAGAGCAUCCACAAAGGUGUCGAGCCAGUGGAGGACAGGUUCACGUUCAGGUGCUCCGACGGCAUCAACUUUUCCGAGAGGCAUUUCUUCCCCAUUGUGAUCAGUCCCGCUAAUGACGAAAAGCCAGAGAUCUUCAUGAGGGAGUUUGUGGUGAUGGAAGGAAUGAACGUUGUCAUCGACACGCCUGUUUUGAAUGGUGCUGAUGCUGACAUCCCUUCUGACGAGCUGACGUUUAUCAUCACCAAGCUGCCCAAACAUGGUUACAUCCUAAACCAGUUAACCACAGGCUCGGUUCCGGUCACUAACUUCACCCUUGAUCAGAUCAAGGAGGCUUCCAGCAUCGUCUACGAGCACGACGACUCAGAGACCACAGAAGACGGCUUUGACGUCGUUCUCACCGAUGGAAAAUUCACCGUAGAGGAAACUGUCGUCAUCAUGAUAAUCCCGGUUGAUGACGAAACCCCAAGGAUGGCCAUCAAUGACGGCCUGGAAGUCGAGAUAGGCGAGACAAAGAUCAUCAGCGGAAAGGUCCUAAAGGCGACCGAUUUGGACUCGGAGGAUGACAAGCUGACUUACAUAAUUCGAUACGGACCCGGUCAGGGCCUGCUGCAGAGGAAGAUGCCUUCCGGGCUCGUGGAAAACAUCACCGUGGGCAUGAACUUCACGCAGAGCCAAGUGAACGAGGACCUCGUUGUGUAUGUUCACAGCGGACAGGAGGGCGUCCGCGACUUGCUGAAGUUUGACAUCACUGACGGCAGCAACCCCCUCAUCGACAGGUACUUCUACAUCACCGUGGGUGGCAUUGACAUGGUGUUCCCUGAUGUGGUGAGCAAAGGGGUUUCUCUGAAGGAGGGCGGGAGGGUGACCCUCACCACAGACCUGCUCAGCACCAGCGACCUGAACAGCCCAGAUGAGAACCUGGUCUUCACCAUUACCCGGGCACCCGUGAGGGGUCACCUGGAGUGCACAGACACACCCGGGAUGCCCAUUGUGUCCUUCACCCAGAUGCAGCUGGCGGGGAGCAAGGUCUACUACAUCCACACCUCUGACGACGAGGUGAAGAUGGACAGCUUCGAGUUUGAGGUGACCGACGGCUACAACCCGGUUUUCCGCACCUUCCGGGUGUCCAUCGUCGACGUCGACAACAAGAAGCCCGUGGUGACGGUGCACGGGCUGGUGGUGACCGAGGGCGAGAACAAGCUGAUCACGCCAUUCGAGCUGACGGCGGAGGACCAGGACUCCGCCGACCGCCUGCUGAAGUUCACCGUCACCCAGGUUCCCGUCCACGGCCGGCUCCUCUUCAACAACAGCCGGCCCGUGGCCUCCUUCACCAAGCAGGACCUGGACGAGAACCUGAUCAGCUACAAGCACGACGGCACGGAGUCCUCGCAGGACAGCUUCUCCUUCACCGUGACCGACGGCACGCACACCGACUUCUACGUCUUCCCCGACACCGUGUUCGAGACCCGCAGGCCGCAGACGAUGAAGAUCGCCAUCGUCUCCGUCGACAACGGGGUCCCGCAGAUCGUGGUCAACAAGGGCGCCCCGACCUUGAGGACCCUGCCGACGGGUAACCUGGGGUACAUGAUCACCAGCAAGGCUCUGAAGGCCGAGGACAGAGACAGCACCCAGGCCUCGCUCGUCUUCAGGAUAACUCAUGAGCCCGAGCACGGCUACCUCGUCGACCUGGGCAAAGGAAAUAACAGCAUCACCACAUUCACCCAAGCCGACAUUGAUGAUAUGAAGAUCUGCUAUGUACUGAGGGAUGGAGAAAACGCUACCAUGGACAUGUUCCACUUUUCUGUGGAGGACAACGGGGGCAACAGGCUGAAGAAGCAGGCGUUCCGGCUGAACUGGGCCUGGGUGUCCCUGGAGAGGGAGUACUACGUGGUGGACGAGGAGGCCAAGUUUCUGGAGGUGGUGCUGAAACGCCGGGGUUACCUGGGAGAGACCUCCUUCGUUAGCAUAGGCACGCGGGACGGCUCGGCGGAGGAAGGGAAGGACUUCCGGGGGAAGUCCCAGCGGCAGGUCCAGUUCAACCCGGGCCAGACCGCGGCGUCCUGGCGGGUGCGGAUCCUGGCGGACGGCGAGUUCGAGCGCUCCCAGACCUUCCAGAUCGUCCUGAGCGAGCCCGUCAUGGCCGCGCUCGACUUCCCCCCCGCCGCCACCGUGGAGAUCCUGGACCCGGCUGACGAGUCCACAGUCUUCAUCCCCCAGUCGGCCUACGCCGUCGAGGAGGACGUCGGCGAGCUGCUGAUCCCCGUCCGCAGGAGCGGCGACAUCAGCCAGGAGCUCAUGGUCAUCUGCUACACCCAGCAAGGCUCGGCCACGGGCACCGUCCCCAGCGCGGUCCUGUCCUACUCAGACUACAUCUCCCGGGCGGAGGAGCACGCCAGCGUCCUGCGUUUCGACAAGGGCGAGGCGGAGAAGGCCUGCCGCGUGGUCGUCAUCGACGACUCGCUGUACGAGCCGGAGGAGAGCUUCAACGUCACCCUCAGCCUGCCCGUGGGGGGGCGGCUGGGCGGCGACUUCCCCUCCGCCCGCGUCACCAUCCUCCCCGACCUGGAUGACGCGCCCGUCUUCUACUUCGGGGAGAUGGAGUACCGCGUGGACGAGAGCGACAGCUUCGUGGAGGUGCGGGUGUGGAGGACCGGGACGGACCUCUCCAAAACGGCCACCGUCACCGUGCGCUCCCGCAAAACCGACCCCGUUUCCGCCGAAGCCGGCCUGGACUACGUGGGGAUCAGCCGAAACCUGGACUUCGCCCCAGGGGUGAACAUGCAGACCUUCCGCGUGACCAUCCUGGACGACCUGGGCCAGCCCGUGCUGGAGGGGACGGAGAGGUUCGAGCUGGUCCUCCGCAUGCCCGUCAACGGCGUCCUGGGGGAGCCGGGCAGGGCCACCGUCUACAUCAACGACUCCGUCUCCGACUUGCCGAAGGUCCAGUUCCGGGAGGCGGCGUACGUGGCGAAGGAGCACGAGGGCCGGGUCUCGGUCGCGGUCUUCCGCAGCGGCGACGUCAGCUACCGGUCCACCGUGCGCUGCUACACCCGCCAGGGCUCCGCCCAGGUCGCCGACGACUUCGAGGAGCGGCCCAACACCGACGCCUCCGUCAUCACCUUCCUGCCAGGGGAGGUGGAGAAGCCGUGCGCGGUGGUUCUGACCGACGACACGGUGCACGAGGAAGACGAGGAGCUGCGGCUGGUGCUGGGGAGCCCCAGAAGCGCCUCCCCUUUCGGGGCGUCCGUCGGGGCGCUGAGCGAGACGGUCGUCAGGAUAAAGGACGACGCGGACAAGCCCAUAAUCAAAUUUGGCGAGACCAAGUUCAGCGUGAGCGAGCCGAAGGAGAGCGGGCAGGUUUCCACGGUGACGAUCCCGGUGCUCCGCGUGGGCGACGCCUCCCAGGUGUCGGUGGUCCGGGUGCACACCAAGGACGGCUCCGCCACCUCCGGGGAGGACUACCACCCCGUGUCCGAGGACAUCGUGUUCAAGGCAGGGGAGAGGGAGCACAGCGUGGAGGUGGAGGUUCUGUACGACGGCGUGAGGGAGAUGAGGGAGGCCUUCACCGUUCACCUGAAGCCCGACGAGAACAUGGUGGCCGAGACGCAGAUGAGCAAGGCCAUCGUGUACAUCGAGGAGACCAACAGCAUGGCCGACGUCACCUUCCCCUCCGUGCCCCAGGUGGUGUCUCUGCUCCACUACGACGACGCGGCGGCCCGGGUCAAGGAGGGUCUCCGCCCCCCCGCCGGGUACCCCGUGGUCUGCGUCACGGCCUGUAACCAGAAAUACUCGGACUACGAGAAAACGGGCUCCAUCUGCGUCAGCGAGCACAUCAACGACACGCUGACCCGGUACCGCUGGCUCGUCAGCGCCCCCAGGGGGCCGGACGGCGUCACCAGCCCCAUGCGCGAGGUGGACUUCGACACCUUCUUCACCUCCUCCAAGCUCAUCACGCUGGACUCGGUCUACUUCCAGGCGGGCUCGCGGGUCCAGUGCGCCGCCCGCGCCGUCAACUCCGACGGGGAGGAGGGGCUGGAGCUCAGCAGCCCCAUCACCUCCAUCAGCGUGGAGGAGGGCAUGUGCCAGCCGCGCAAGGUGGGCACGGUGGGCGCCGAGCCCUUCUCCGCCAAGCUGCGCUACACGGGUGCCGAUGACUCGGACCACGCCAACCUCAUCAAGCUGACCGUCACCAUGCCCCAUAUGGACGGCAUGCUGCCGGUGAUCUCCACGCGGCCCCUCUCGAAUUUCGAGCUGACGCUGAGCCCGGACGGGACGCGGGUGGGGAACCACCGCUGCUCCAACCUGCUGGACCACGACGAGGUGUCCACCCGCCACGGCUUCCUGACCGACGCCACCAAGAACCCCGAGCUGAUCGGCGAGACCUCGCCCUACCAGUACAGCGCCCCCCUCAGGGGGGGCAACACCCUGCGCUUCUACCGGAACCUCAACCUGGAGGCCUGCCUGUGGGAGUUCGUCAGCUACUACGACAUGUCCGAGCUGCUCACCGACUGCGGGGGCACCAUCGGCACCGACGGACAGGUGCUGAACCUGGUCCAAUCCUACGUGACGCUGCGGGUCCCCCUGCACGUGUCAUACGUGUUCCACUCCCCCGUGGGGACGGGGGGCUGGCAGCACUUCGACCUGCAGUCCGAGCUGCGGCUCACCUUCGUGUACGACACCGCCAUCUUGUGGAAGGAGGGCAUAAGCAGCCCCCCACAAGCGGAACUACAGGGUGCCCUGUACCCCACCAGCAUGCGCAUCAACGAGCACGGCCGCCUGGUGGUCAACUUCCGCACGGAGGCCCGUUUCCGGGGUCUCUUUGUGACAUCACACUCCGGUGGGUUCCCACGGCGACCUAUUAAUGUUAUUUUGCCCGGUUUGCUGCCAGCCUCCCCAUUGGCCUCCAUGAUCAUGUGUGCUGACCACCCCGGCCUGACCUUCAACCUGACCUUGGUGAGGACCGAGCCUACGUACAACCAGCCCCUGCAGCAGUGGACCUUCAUCUCCGACUUUGCCGUGCGGGACUACUCGGGUACCUACACAGUGAAGCUGGUCCCCUGCACGUCCAACCCCAACCAGGAGUACGCCAUCCCCCCUGUCUGUAACCCCAGGGAACCCAUCACCUUCGACCUGGACAUCCGCUUCCAGCAGGUGAGCGACCCGGUUGCUGUGGAGUUCAGCCUGAACACGCAGAUGUUCCUCCUGUCCAAGAAGGACCUGUGGCUGUCGGACGGGACCAUGGGCUUCGGCCAGGAGAGCGACACGGCCUUCUCACAGGGUGACGUCGUCUACGGGCGGGUGAUGGUGGACCCGGUGCAGAACCUGGGCGAGUCCUUCACCUGCAGCAUCGAGCGGGUCUUCCUCUGCACGGGCGCCGACGGCUACGUGCCCAAGUACAACCCCGCCAAGUUCGAGUUCGGCUGCCUGGCGGACUCCCCCUCCCUCCUCCACAGAUUCAAGAUCAUCGACAAAGCUCAGCCAGAGACGCAGGCGAGGUUCUUCGGAAACGCGGACUUCGGGGCGGUGCUGGCGCUGGACGACCCGGAAGCUCUUUCGCUGGUGAAACAGCCGGGGUCGGACGGGUUCAGAGUCGACUCCGCCGCCAUGUUCCAGGGUGCCGCUGGGCGGGAGUGGUACAUCCACACCAUCUACACGGUGCGCUCGCGGAACAACGCUAACCGCGGGCUGGGCAAGAGGAGCCUGGAGUACCACGCCCUGUCGGCGAGCGGCGGCCUGGUCCCGGGGGGCCCGCCCCGCCCCCGGAGGUCUGCCGCGGACCCCCCCGCCGAGGCGGCCCAGAUCGGCGCCGACAGCAACCGCGGCACCAACAUCAUGCACAUCGCCCUGGACCGGGCGCGGUCCGGUUCCGCCCGCCGCCCGGCGGCCGACGCCCUGCUGCCCCAGGAGCUGAGCGGGCAGGGCGAGGAGCGGGGGCUGGUGACCGCCGUGGGGGUGCUGGUGGGCCUCCUGCUGACCGUCCUGGUCGCGGUCGUCCUCGCCCUGCUGCUGCUGAGGUCCAGGCAGAGUAAAAAGGAGGAGGAGGCAGAGGAGGAAGCGAGGCCCAAAGGGAAGAGCCGCAGGGAGCCAAUGGUGUUGCGGGGGGGCGGGAGCAAUGACAGUUCGGAAGUCUGACAUCACAGGAGGAUGUGUCCAGGAAAUCUACUGAAAAAUGUUGUGUUUACUCAUUUUGUUCGAUUUUUAUUUUGUUACAUUUUUAUUUUUUUAUAAGUGCCUCAAACCCAUCACAUCUGGACUUUCGGCAAAAUACACCCCGGAGGACUGCAGUUCUAUGGGCGUGGCCCCCGGCCACCUGGAUGAGGGACUGCUACGAUUGCACCUCGAAUAAAUGGACCAAAGUGAUUGGCUGCCUCAGAUCUUGGCCAAUGGUGCUUCUCUAGCAUGGAGACAGAUGCUUGAAAGCAAAUACAGCACCAGCCUGAGGUCACUGGCAGUUAUGUGCCAAGACAAUCCCCACUGCAGUGAAAUCACAGGCAGAUCAAAUACAUACAGCUUAUCCUGUGCUAUUGUGGUACACCCAAAUCUGAAUAUUAUUUACUCUUCUCAGACUGUGAAUGGUCCUUAUUGCUUAUUGAAUUUUCCGGCAAUAUGUUGGAGCUUUAAAAUUCAGGUGCGGGAUUAAAAUCCGGGAACUGUGUUGUAGUGGGGAUUUGUAAAUUUGUCUCAAGUUAGAUGCGAUCUUGUGCCGGUUUGCUUCGCUAAGUUCAUCGUAUCAGAGCCAGCUGGUCCUCCCUUCUUGAAAAGAGGCACUUGGUUUUAAUUCAAGUUCUCAUCAGUGUUUGUCGACCCAAAAAAGGAACGUUCAGUUCAUCCAAAGGUGCUAGGUGCGCCCUUUUUCUGCUGAAUCCAAAUAUUUCAUGAAAUAUUUACUUUUAAAAAAGGAGCCAUUUGUUAUUAGCAGAAUAAUAGUACUGCAAAAGCUCAUGCAAAAGUUCAAGUUGGUACAUAACUAUUAUAUCAAACUUGAGGAACUGUGACGUUCAUGUUAUGUGGUUUUUCUUUUUGUAGCAGUUUU